This is a messenger RNA of Drepanopeziza brunnea f. sp. 'multigermtubi' MB_m1, 417 nucleotides long. The record is from RefSeq and is a predicted model, not a curated record. NCBI's taxonomy places the organism in Eukaryota, Fungi, Ascomycota, Leotiomycetes, Helotiales, Drepanopezizaceae.
AUGUGUCUCGUGUCGAAAGACAUCCAUAAGUGCGGGCACCCAGCUGGUAUUCUGGUGAGCGUGUGCGAGUCGUGUCGCGAUAACCAGUUGCGGCCUCGGUGGAUUGAGAAGUGGGACAGGGUGGAGGACUGUCUGCGCUUUCAGGAGCUGCCGCGCGCCAGUAAGAGUGAGGUUGGCUACUGUCCUGAUUGCAUGCAGCUUGUUUGGGAGGGGCAGAAUAGGAAGAGGAAGGAGAGGAAGAGGAAGAAGUGGAAGAAGGGGAAGAAGGGGAAGAAGGGGAAGAAGGGGAAGAAGGGGAAGAAGGGGAAGAAGGAGGAGAAGGAGAAGAAGGAGAAGAAGGAGAAGAAGGAGAAGAAGGAGAAGAAGGAGAAGAAGGAGAAGAAGGAGAAGAAGGAGAACAAGUGCAAAACUCAGUGA